CCUCGGGGGGGCACAACCGUAAAUCGGGUCCGCAGGAUCACCGGAGCCAGCACCGCGUCCAGCACCACCCCACCGGGGGAGAGGAUGGAGCCUGGACCGAGGACUGCGAGAGUGCGCGGAGACCUCUCUGCCAACCGAGACACGCAGAGGUGUCUCGAAGUGGAGGAGACCACCGGGGGCAGAAGAGCCACUCUCACCGACAGGCGAGCCUCCAGGAUGAAGGGUACGCUCAGGAGGAAGCGAGGCACAGGGCGAGCCGGCUCCAGAAAGAGCGCAGCAAGUCCACCAGGACCAGGCAUCAUCCUCACGACUCCUCCCGAGGUGAGCCGCCUCCCGCAGCGCAGCUCCAGCACGGCUCCCCGCAGGACAGGAGGACCUCUCCGGUUCCGUCUUACCCAAAAGGACAGGACGAUGCGGAUUUCUUCUUCGAGCCCAGAGAGAGGGUGAUCACCGGGUCUUCCUCCAGCCUCAGCUCCGACCCACCUGCGACCAGAGCACCUGCGAAGUCCAGCCGCACAUCCAAGAGAGUCAGCAUAACCGCGUCUGACUCCGUCCUCCAUCCCAUAGUGAAGUCAGUCUUUGGGCAGGACCAAAAGAAGAACUACAAGGCAGUGCAGUCCUGUGAGGAGGGGGGAUCUGGGGGGGCCUAUCUUGAGCCGCUAUUGGCCCUGGCCCAGAACGGAGCCAGCAUGCACACCGUACUGGGGCCUGCGUGCAUCUUUCUACGCAAGGGCUUCGCUGAGAGCCGGCAGGCUGACCGAGAGUUGAGGCCCGAAGAAAUGGAUGAGUUGCGUGAGGCUUUUAAGGAGUUUGACAAAGACAAAGAUGGGUUUAUUGGCUGUAAAGACUUGGGGAACUGCAUGAGAACUAUGGGUUACAUGCCAACAGAGAUGGAGCUUAUUGAACUGAGCCAGCAGAUCAACAUGAAUUUGGGGGGACAUGUUGACUUUGAGGACUUUGUUGAACUCAUGGGGCCCAAACUUCUGGCUGAAACCGCAGACAUGAUUGGGGUGAAGGAGCUGAGAGAUGCAUUCAAGGAGUUCGACACUAAUGGUGACGGACAGAUCAGCACAGCAGAACUCAGAGAAGCAAUGAAAAAACUUUUGGGCCAACAGGUCGGACACAGAGACCUGGAGGACAUCCUACGAGACAUCGACCUCAACGGAGAUGGGCAUGUGGACUUUGAAGAGUUUGUGCGGAUGAUGUCUCGAUGAGGUCCUGACAGAGAAUCGACAUGAACUCUGGUGUGGGAGCACGAGGAAAGAGACCAGCACAGAGCACCAACGGAUCUUGAACUACUGAGCUUUCAAUGGAAACGAAAACAUAUCAACCCCGCCCUGAAACUGCCAUGCUGAAGCACACAGGCUGUUUACCA
Messenger RNA from Trematomus bernacchii (emerald rockcod), 1375 nucleotides. It is a transcript of the gene cabp1b, whose product is annotated as calcium binding protein 1b. Bases 690 to 1214 code for a protein of 174 amino acids. The transcript is spliced from 8 exons. The record is from RefSeq and is a predicted model, not a curated record. NCBI's taxonomy places the organism in Eukaryota, Metazoa, Chordata, Actinopteri, Perciformes, Nototheniidae. Gene Ontology annotation, molecular function: calcium ion binding.